UCACUAAAAUUGACUCCCUUUUCUACCCAGACUGGUUAAACGUACUACAAUUCCUAUCUUUCCCUUAUCUCCCUUCUUUUUCCCAUAAAAUCAUAGAUAGAUGGUAAUUUCUUUUCUUUUUUUCAUAUUAACCACUUCAACGGCCCUGAUUAACUGGGUUUCUAAAGCUCUUUAUCUUCUUCAUCUGCCGUCUAGAUUCUGAACUGCCUUUCACUUUGCUUGGAGAAAAAAACAUGGGUGCUUUGAAAUUCUUUGUAUCUCCACUUCUUCUGUUAGUUGUUGUUGAUGGUGUUUUGCCAAUAGCAGAAUCCAAGACGUUCUGGGGAGAUAUGCAAGUGUUGAAACAACUCAAAAAUGGAGUCGAGCCUAACUCGGUGAGUCCUGGUUCUUGUUUGAGUUCUUGGGAUUUCACGGUAGACCCAUGCGACAGUCUCUUCAGUGAAAGAUUCACCUGUGGUUUCAGGUGCGACGUUGUUGUCUCUGGGUUGAGUCGAGUCACGGAGGUUAGUUUUGACUCGGCUGGUUAUGCCGGUUCUCUCUAUUCCACUUCCUGGAACUUGCCUUACUUACAAACCCUUGACCUCUCCAACAAUUUCUUUUCCGGCUGGAUUCCGGGUUCACUCUCCAACCUGACUCGGUUAACUCGACUCGGUCUUUCGAGGAAUGCAUUCUCCGGUGAGAUACCUGCCUCGAUUGGGUCAUUGUUUAGCCUUGAAGAACUGUACCUCGAUAACAACAACCUACAGGGCCCUAUUCCCACGAGUUUCAAUGGUCUGGUUAGCUUGAAAAGACUCGAAAUUCAAUCAAACAACAUCUCUGGUGAGUUCCCCGAGCUGGGUUUACUCAAAAACCUGUAUUUUCUUGAUGCAAGUAAAAAUGCCAUCUCUGGGUAUCUCCCCACAACAUUGCCACCUUCUCUAGUCCAAAUUUCCAUGAGAGACAACAUGAUUGAAGGCACAAUUCCUCAAAGUCUUAAAUAUUUGAGCUUUCUGCAAGUGUUAGACCUUAGUCAAAACAAACUCGCCGGCUUAGUCCCUUAUUUUCUCUUUACCCACCCAUCUCUCCAGCAACUCACUCUCGCAUUCAACUCCUUUGAUUCUUUACAAUCUCCCUCUAAUCUAGGCACCCAAAGUGUGCUCAUUGCGGUCGACUUGAGCAAUAACGAGCUCCAAGGCUGGUUACCUCCUUUCUUGCCAUUAAUGCCAAAGCUGUCAGCUUUAUCGCUGGAAAACAAUAAGCUUUCCGGUAUGAUCCCGGCCCAAUACGCACUGAAAGCGGUUCUGCCCGGAUCCGGAAUUGCCCCGUUUGCGAGGCUGUUGCUCGGAGGGAACUACUUGUUCGGACCAAUUCCGGGGCCGUUGCUGGUAAUGAAACCUGACACUGCAAAUGUCAGCCUUGCCGACAACUGCUUGAUCAGGUGUCCGUUGCGUUUCUUUUUUUGCCAAGGUGCUGACCAGAAAUCUUUGAUGGAAUGCGUGACUUUUGGCCCUGUAAUCCCUUGAACCAUGCAUGUAAUUCAACGAUGUUUUCUUUUCUUUUCUUUUUCCGGUUGAAACAUUCGUGUGUUUCUUUCUUGUGUAAAAUUCUUUCUC
Hibiscus syriacus is the source of this 1592-nucleotide messenger RNA. RefSeq names its product probable leucine-rich repeat receptor-like protein kinase At5g63930. Lineage: Eukaryota; Viridiplantae; Streptophyta; Magnoliopsida; Malvales; Malvaceae. Bases 234 to 1502 code for a protein of 422 amino acids. Gene Ontology annotation, molecular function: protein binding. The transcript has a single exon. The record is from RefSeq and is a predicted model, not a curated record.